UGUUUCUUCACUUGUAAACGUCUAAAGUGCUAUUUGUCAAUAUAUAAUCAAACAAAUAUGUACUGUUUCGCAAUUAGUCACGUCACUCGAAAAACACCUCUUCUCAAUAUUUUCUCAAUACUAUUAUUCCAAAUGUGCUUGGGCAGUAAUGUAAAUUUUAGAGAAUAUUAUGGCACUCGUGUUCCACCUCCUGUAACUGCCAUUCCAGAAGCAGACAAAUUAACUCAGAUGUCAAACAUCAGAUCAGAAACUGAGUGUUUUUCUCUUUGUAUGACAUAUUCUAAAUGUGGUAUGAUCGUUUACAGCGUUUCCGAUGAAGUAUGCAUCGUGCGUAAAAUCAAGCAAUUACCUGGUGCCACAUCAUUUAUCGACAUUCCGGCAAAUAGUAUUUACACAGUGCUUCAAGCUCCUGAAUGUCCUACCUCAGCCGGCUACAUUUAUCGACCAGAAUUUAGAUUAUGCUUUCAAAUAGGUUCUAAGGAAAUUUCAUGGAAUGACGCCGCAGACAAUUGCAAUAACGAUCGGGGACGACUUAUCCACCUGAAAAAUUUGGAAGUGAACAACUAUAUCAGAACACUAAUAGCAUCGAGUCUGUUGCGAAACAAAUGGUUCCAUUUUGGAGUCUUUAAAGAUGAUAGUAAGAACGUCUUUGCAUGGCAGAAUGGAGACGCACUUGUAUUUACUUUCUGGAGAAGCGGUUCCCCUGACAAUUAUGGAGGCAAUCAGAAGUGUACAGCUUUGGAUCCACGCUAUGGUCACAAAUGGAAUGAUAUUGAUUGCGGUAUAGUGAACCUCGGGAUACAUAUGUGCGAAAUUGUUGUCCUUUAA
Molecule: messenger RNA, 828 nt
Organism: Octopus bimaculoides (California two-spot octopus)
Lineage: Eukaryota; Metazoa; Mollusca; Cephalopoda; Octopoda; Octopodidae
Source: RefSeq, a predicted model, not a curated record